Molecule: messenger RNA, 1464 nt
Organism: Paramecium tetraurelia
Lineage: Eukaryota; Ciliophora; Oligohymenophorea; Peniculida; Parameciidae
Exons: 5
Biological process (GO): tRNA N2-guanine methylation
Cellular component (GO): nucleus
Molecular function (GO): RNA binding
Source: RefSeq, a predicted model, not a curated record
AUGAAAUAAAUUGUGAAAGAAUUGUCAAUGUUUAUUGAAAAAGAUGGGUAAAGAUUCAUAAAAGAAGGAAAAGCCCUCAUAUAAACUAAGAGAAUCGAAAAAAAAGAAGGCAAAUUGAUUGAAGAAGAAGUAUUCUACAAUCCUGCACAAAUCAUUAAUCGUGAUUUGACAGUAUUGGUAAUAGAUACUUUCUAAGAAAAUCGCUAACCAAUAACAAUUUUAGAUGCCUUGUCUGCUUCUGGGUUAAGAAGUGUUAGAUUUGCAUAAGAAAUAUAAAAUGUUAAAGAAAUCUACGCAAAUGAUCUUUCAUUAGCAAGUUUAGCAUUAAUUGAUGAAAAUAUAAAACUCAAUAAUGUUAGCAAUGUCAAAAUAUACAACAUGGAUGCAAACAAAUUAAUGAAAGAAGACAUUAAAUUUGAUGUGAUAGACUUGGAUCCUUAUGGAACAGUUUGUCCAUUCUUAGAUUCAGCCAUUCAUUCUUGUGAUGAUUCUUUAUUAUGUAUCACUUGUACAGAUAGCAGAGUAUUAUGUGGUCCUGAUACAUAAAAGUGUUUUGCUUAAUACGGUACAGCAAGAACUAAGAUGAAUUGUUUUGCUGAGAACGGAUUAAGAACAUUGCUAUAUACAAUCAGUCAAGCAGCUGGUAGACUAGGUAAAGCAAUAAAGCCGUUGAUUUCAUUUUAUGGAGAGUUUUACCUCAGAGUUUUUGUACAUGUAACAAAGGAUAAAGUUUAGACUCAUAAGUUAUUUUCUCAAAUUGGUAAUUUAUUUUUCUGUUAAUCUUGCUAAUCAUUUCAUGUUUAUCCUUAUGGUUAAAAGGAAGACAAAGGGUACAAAAUCAAUAAAAAACCCAUCCCAUCCAAAUGUGAGGUUUGUGGAAGUUCGUUCAAAAUUAAUGGUCCUGUAUGGAUAGACGAAAUAAAUAACAUUGAAUUUGUUAAGAAAAUGUUAACCAAUCUAGAAACUAGACAUACUCAUUUCUAAACAUUUGAUUAGAUAUAAGGAAAAUUGACAGGAAUUAUUAAUUAAAAUGAAGUUUCUUCAAAUCCCUAUUCUUAUAAUAUGACUUACUUGGCAUCUAAUUUGAAAUGCACAAAUAUCAGUAAAAAGGAAAUUUUUGCUGGAUUUCAAUCUUUGGGUUUCAAAAUUGCUCAAUGCUAUCUUCAAGUAGACCUCUAUAAGACUAAUGCUCCCAAUUAAGCAAUCUAUGAUAUCAUAAAAACUUGGAAAAAAAUUAAAUACGGUGAAAAUUAUCUAAAGAGUAUUCAAGAGAACACUCCAGCUUAUACAAUUUUGACUUCUGAAACAACUCAUACACCGGACUUUACAUUCAAACCUACUUUCAACUCUGCUAAAAUGUUCUACCCUAAUUUGGAAGGGUAUGGACCAAAAUCAAAAGCUAUUCAAAGGAAAAUCGUUGAAUUAGAAGAAGAUUAGGCAAUCAAAAAACAAAAAAUUGAUUGA